UUUGUGUUGAGACCGUAUUGGAGAAGAUACAACCUCAUGUUAUGUCCAGUAUGAACAAACAUAGAAGAGACGUGUGUGUCUUCCUUCCCAACAAGGAUCAGCUUAACAUUGUCGUUGGGGUUAAAGCGAGAGGACAGGAUGUUUUCAGUCAUGUGUCUGAUCUGCUGGAUGUCAAGGAGCUGCAUCUCUUUGGCUUGACCAUGCUCAGAGAUGAUGAGCAUGUGUUCCUUGACUUGGAACAAAAGCUGACAAAGUACUUUGGCACCAAGUGUAGGAGGAACUCAAACAAGGACCCAGUACUUCUUUUCAUGAAAGUUCAAUACUACAUUGACCACAGUCACCUCAUCUUGAACAACAGAGCAAAGCAUAUCUAUUACGCUGACCUGAGAAAUAGAGUGCUGUGCUCACAAUGCUUCAACCAGGAGCCACUGAUGUUCCAGUUAGCAGCCUACGCCCUGCAGGCUGACCUGGGAGACUUGCCUCUUAAAGAGCAAAGAGAAGUGAUAAUGGAAAAUGAAGCUGGUCACUACUUCCAUCCCCAAGAUUACUUCCCUCACUGGGUUGUGAAGCGUCGCGGGAGAGAUUACCUGCUUAUGCACACUCCUAGCCUGCAUGGUGAUCUGAGGGGUGUGUCCCAACCUGAUGCCAUGUCGCUCUUUAUAAAGGAAGCCAGCUCUCUCCAGGACGUUCCCGUCACCCUCUACAGAAUGAGGAAGGCUAAAAAGGAGAAGAAACGCUCUGUAAUACUUAGUUUGGCUCUGAACGGGAUACGUCUGUAUGAGGAGGUGGAUGGAAUCCAACAUCUACUGUACAACUUCUCAUGGUCCAGUAUAGACCGCCUCACAUUCCAGGGGCGGAGGUUCAGGAUCCAGGCGGUCGGGUCUUUGAGUGUCCCUGAGCUCUUGUACUACACCGCCUCUGCCUUUCACGCCAAACACAUGCUGAAGCAUGUUAGCGACAGCCACCGCUUUCACAUGAACACCAGAGCCACUCGCUCUAAACUCCGGCACCUAGAGGACAGCCAGGUCUGUGACCUCUACAGAGAAGCCUAUAUAUGUGACCGAGGGUUGCUGAGGUCAAAGCUUCGUUGCUCCCAGGACAGCCCUGCUUCCUCUGACACAUCAGACCACGCUGGGCAACCAUGCCACCCCGUGGAGGCUGCCCUAAACACUGACACAAGGCUUUGGUCAGUGUCUGAGCAGGAGUGGUCUGGGGAAGAGUUUGAACUGUGUGUGGAUGAGCCAGAGGAGGUCUCUGUGGAUGACCCAGAGUGGAUGACGUGGUGGUCUGAGGGCGUGUCUGUGGAUGACCCUUUGAUCACACCAGGGUGUCAUUGGGCAGAUGUCACCACAGAGAUGAAACAGGUAAGUCACCCAUCCCAUUCCAUCUGCUCUUCUCCCCCCUUGCUCUUCUCUCCUCACUUUUCCUCUCCCUUCUUCUCAGGUGUAAUGACUUUCCUAAUUUCUUCUGGCUGUUCUCCAGUCUUGAUCAAAUACUAUACAAAGUGUGACCUUGUGUAGCACCUUACCUAUGAGAGGUAAGAAAGUAUAUCCCUCCAAGACUUGAGUUGAAGAACCCUGUGAGAGUUAAGACAGCCUCACCCUCCAGGACUUGAGAUGAAGAACCCUAUGAGAGGUAAGACAGCCUCACCCUCCAGGACUUGAGAUGAAGAACCCUGUGAGAGGUAAGACAGCCUCACCCUCCAGGACUUGAGAUGAAGAACCCUGUGAGAGGUAAGACAGCCUCACCCUCCAGGACUUGAGAUGAAGAACCCUGUGAGAGGUAAGACAGCCUCACCCUCCAGGACUUGAGAUGAAGAACCCUGUGAGAGGUAAGACAGCCUCACCCUCCAGGACUUGAGAUGAAGAACCCUGUUCCAUGUAGUCUCACAUGGGUAACAUCUGUGUGGCUUCAACCACCAAAAACCCAAUGUCUUUCUAACAUGGAUAAGAGUAGUAAGGGGUAGGUGA
Messenger RNA from Esox lucius (northern pike), 1970 nucleotides. RefSeq names its product FERM domain-containing protein 6. The record is from RefSeq and is a predicted model, not a curated record. Gene Ontology annotation, biological process: positive regulation of hippo signaling. The transcript is spliced from 12 exons. Gene Ontology annotation, cellular component: cytoplasmic side of apical plasma membrane; cytoskeleton. NCBI's taxonomy places the organism in Eukaryota, Metazoa, Chordata, Actinopteri, Esociformes, Esocidae. Bases 42 to 1520 code for a protein of 492 amino acids.